Molecule: messenger RNA, 3159 nt
Organism: Equus caballus (horse)
Lineage: Eukaryota; Metazoa; Chordata; Mammalia; Perissodactyla; Equidae
Source: RefSeq, a predicted model, not a curated record
AAGCAUCAAGGUCCAGAACAGGUUUGAGAGCUAGAGAUGGGAAGCUUCCAAAAGAUGGGGGGCUGAGAAGUGUUGGGGAGUGGGGGUGAGGAACAGCUGGAAGGCUUGAGAGGAGUCAAGACUUGGCAGAGAGAAAACGGAGAGAAAGGACAGGUGGCCCCUCCCUGAAAAAUUCUUUUUGUUGUCCAAAUAUCUACACCAUUCCCCAUAGCCCCUUGUCCCCAACCCCCAAACAUCCCCUGGGUGAGCCUGUGCCUGCUCCUGGGCAAAUUUUUGAGUCAAGUGACCUUUGGGGGGAGAGUUGGAUUCAGAGAGAAAGAUAAGUCUCAGACUCCCAGGGCCCCUCCCCCACUGUACCAACCGCAAGACAGGAAAACAUUCCUUUCAAACCCCACACAUUGACUUUCCCCUUCCAGAGCCAAACCCUUACAGACUCCAGAGAAUGGACCUCAGCCCCACUCCUCAUCCAAGCGUCCUUACCUUUCCUUCCUCUUUCUCUCUUUAUUUUCAGAGUGGUUCUAUGAGUUGGCCUCCGGGAACCAGGCCACCUGGGCUAGGAUGCCACUGAAGGCUGGUGCUGCCCAGCCUUGGCUUGACCCAGCAGGGAACCAGGCAGCUUCAACACAGCUCAGUCAUGAUGCACCACCAGGGGGCGCAAGCUUAAGCCAUCAUCUAAUGGCUGCCCAGCGUAUUUCACCAUAGCUGUUGGCGACAAAUAAGCAGCUCUGGCACAUGAGCAUAUGCCAGCCUGCGAGUACACAAUAUUCACUCACAUGGACCAUCACCACGACAACCCCUCAGUUUGGAAGAACCUAGGCCUGCCCCAGGUGUAUAAUAAUUCUGCCCAGAUAGUUCCAAACUACAUCGGAGAAGGAUCCGCAAAUGCUCCAGAGCGGUUCCCUGAGUUCUGGGGGGCGACGGAAGGAGACAGGAAAGAGCAGGCCCGGGUGCAGGGUUUGGUGUCAAGGGUUCCAUCCCUGACUGUCCUUCUCCGCCCCGCCCCCGGGGUCUCCAUUCCCCCUGCCCUGCCCCACUACUUUGAGUCGAGAAGUAGCUCGGAGCUCCAGGGUCCCCUCUCUAGAGCGGCCGCCCCCUCGGGCCUCUCCGGAACCCUCAAAGAGCCGAGUGAGGAAGCGAGGACCUGCCAGGGGCAGCAGAUCGCCGGCGGUGAAGAGGUAGAGCACCGGGUUGACGCUGGAGCUGAAGAAGGCCAAAGCCGUCGUUCCAGCUCUCGCCGCUUGGCCCGCCCCGCCGAGCCUCGCCAGGGCCCCUUCGGGCGGCGCCAGCGCGGCCACGGCCUGCAGAAUAUUGACCGCGUGGUAGGGCGCCCAGAGCAAGCCGAAGGCGAGCACGAUGGCGCUCACCAGCCGGCCCACCCGCGUGCCGUGCCGCCCGGUGCGCCAGCGGGUGCCCCGCAGCCGCGCCAGCGUCGCGCUGUAGCAGCUGAGCACCAGCCCGAAGGGAAGCACGAAGGCCGUCAGAGUCUCGAGGCUCAGGUGCGCGGCGGCGUGGGCCGGCGACGGGUGGCACAGCUGGCACAGGUGGUCCCCCCAGAGGUGGCGGUAGACGGCGGCCGGCACGGCGAGCAGCAGCGCGGCAAGCCAGACGGCGAGCAGCAGGCGGCGGGCCAGGGCCGGACUGCGCAGCCGCGGUGCCAGGAAGGGGCGCGUGACGGCCAGGCAGCGCUGCAGGCUGAGCAGGCUGGUGAGCAGGACGCUGGCGUACAUGCUGAACGCGCACACGUAGUACACGGCCUUGCAGCCCGCCUGGCCCAGAGGCCAGGCCUGCCGCGUCAGGAAGGCCACGAAGAGCGGCGUGAGCAACAGCACCGAGCCGUCGGCCAGCGCCAGGUGCAGCACGAGCGUGGCCGCCAGCGGUCGCCCCCGUGCGGGCCGCCAGCCCGCCAAGCUCCACACCACAAAGCCGUUGCCGGGCAGCCCCAGCAGUGCCGCCAGCAGAAGGAAGGCCGAGCCUGUGCCCCAGCACAGCAGAGAACCACCCGGCCCAGGACUCUCCUGCGCCUUCCGGCCACCAUGGAGUACCUCUCCGCCCUCAACCCCAGCGGCCUGCUCAGGUCAGUAUCCAAUAUGAGCUCUGAGUUUGGCCGUAGGGUCUGGACCUCAGCUCCACCACCCCAGCGACCUUUCCGUGUCUGUGAUCACAAGCGGACCACCCGGAAAGGUCUGACAGCUGCCACCCGACAGGAACUGCUAGACAAGGCAUUGGAGACCCUGCUGCUGAGCGGAGUGCUGACACUGGUGCUAGAGGAGGACGGGACAGCCGUGGAGAGCGAGGACUUCUUCCAGCUGUUGGAGGAUGACACGUGCCUGAUGGUGCUGGAGUCCGGGCAGAGCUGGAGCCCCAUCAGGAGCAGGGUGCUGUCUUAUGGUCUGGGCCGGGAGAAGCCCAAGCACAGCAAGGACAUCGCCCGCAUCACCUUCGACGUAUACAAGCAAAACCCUCGAGACCUUUUUGGCAGCCUGAACAUCAAAGCCACAUUCUACGGGCUCUACUCCAUGAGUUGUGACAUACAAGGACUCGGCCCAAAGAAAGUACUCAGGGAGCUCCUCCGAUGGAUCUCCGCUCUGCUGCAAGGCCUGGGCCAUAUACUGCUGGGAAUUUCCUCCACCCUUCGACAUGUGGUAGAAGGGGCUGAGCAGUGGCAGCUGCAGCGUCAGGGUCGCCUCCAUCGCUACUGAGAAGGGGCUCUGAGCUUCUGCCACUACUCAUUCCAAGAGACAGACUGUAAGGACUCUGACAACAUCAAGUUUGGGGACCCGCAGACUUGUGCAGACAGUGCAGACCAGAUAACUUACCUGAUUCCCCCAGUGUCCUCUGACCCCAUUGUAACAGACUCCAUCAGCAUAAUGCCUUACACCCCUAGCCUAUGCCUAUUCCUGAAGAAUGCUGUCCCUGCCUAGCCAUCUCUCCAGCCUCCCACAUAGCCUGAAAGGCCACAAGCCUGGCCCCAGGCAUCUUGAUCCCUCCCUGACUGCUGCUACAUCUAGAUGUCCUUACAACUCUUCCUUUCCCUAAGCUCCCCAGUGCACUGAGGGCAGCCCUCUCUGACUUUACCUUGACAUCUCUAUUUGUUUGAAACCUUCCCCCAAAAAAUAACAAACACAUGUCCAAUAAAAAUAUAAAAAUGUUUAUCAAUAA